AGGUGGCUUUGGCCAGAGUCAUUCAUUGGGUUCUGCUGCUGGGUCAACAAGGUGGCUCUUGGGGCCUCCCCACCACCCCUGCCGAGACCUCAGAGCCUCCCCGGCCUGCCACCCUUGUGGGCAAGGCCAAACCAGACCAGCCAGAAAAGGAACAUGGCACUGCUCCGGGGGCUCCUGGUACUCAGCUUGUCCUGCCUGCAAGGGCCCUGCUCAGUGUUCUCUCCAGCCAGCGCCAUGGAGCCCUUGAGCCAGCAGAUAGUGACCGGGCCCAGCCAGGAGAAGCUGUCCCCACUGAGCCUCCUCAAGUUGGUCAACCAGGAGCCUGAUGGCAAGACUGACCCGAAGGCGGCCUCGGGAGACUGCAAUGAGGCCCCAGCCCCGGAGCAGACCCGCAGGCUGGCCAAGGCCAUGAUGGCCUUCACCACAGACCUAUUCUCCCAGGUGGCCCAGAGUUCCACCCACCCCAACCUCGUCCUGUCGCCUCUGAGUGUGGCUCUGGCGCUGUCUCACCUGGCACUAGGCGCUCAGAACCAAACGCUGCAGAGGUUGCAGAAGGUGCUGCAUGCAGACUCAGGGCCCUGCCUCCCCCACCUGCUCAGCCGCCUCUGCCAGGACCUGGGCCCGGGGGCAUUCCGCAUGGCUGCUAGGAUGUACCUGCAGAAAGGAUUUCCCAUCAAAGAGGACUUCCUGGAACAGUCGGAACGUCUCUUUGGGGCAAAGCCCAUCAACCUGAUGGGAAAGAAGGGGGAUGACUUGGCAAACAUCAACAACUGGGUGAAGGAGGCCACGGAGGGGAAGAUUGAGGACUUCCUCUCGGAGAUGGCAGACGACACCGUGCUGCUGCUCCUCAACGUCAUCCAUUUCCAGGGUUUCUGGAAGAACAAGUUCGACCCGAGCCUCACCCAGAGAGGAACUUUCCACCUGGACGGGCAGUUCACGGUGCCGGUGGACAUGAUGCAGGCCCGCAUGUACCCCCUGCGCUGGACCUUGCUGGAGCAGCCCUCGAUACAGGUGGCUCACUUCCCCUUUAAGAACAACAUGAGCUUCGUGGUCAUUGUGCCCACCUCCUUUGAGUGGAAUGUGUCCCAGGUGCUGGCCAACCUGAGCUGGGACAUCCUGCAGCAGCCCUUGCUUUGGGAGCGGCCCACCAAGGUCCAGCUGCCCAAGCUGCACCUGAAAUACCAGCUGGACCUGGUGGCCACCCUCAGCCAGCUGGGCCUGCAGGAGCUGUUUCAGAACCCGGACCUCAGUGGGAUCUCUGACGAGAGCUUGGUGGUGUCCAGCGUCCAGCAUCAGUCCACUUUGGAGCUCAGCGAGGCCGGCGUGGAGGCGGCCGCAGCCACCAGCUUGGCCAUGUCCCGCAUGUCCCUCUCCACCUUCAGCGUGAACCGCCCCUUCCUCUUCUUCAUCCUCGAAGACACCACGAGCCUGCCCCUCUUUGUGGGCAGCGUGAGGAACCCCAACCCCGGUGCGCAGCGGGAGCACAAGGAGCAACAGGAUUCCCCCGACAGCAGGGACCUCUUCCAGGACCUGAAAGACUUCAUCCACGGCGACAAGCCCUUCGACCCUGACUUGAAACUGGAGCCCCUCUUCGAGGAGGAUUACCCCCAAUUUAGUACCCCCAAGUGAGGGGCUGUGGGCUCCGGCGUCCUGAGUCCCAGCCUGGGCCAGCUCUCAAUUCAUGUGACUCUUUCCAAACGGCUCUGUGGGAUGAGGGGCGGGGGCCUGGGCGGGCAGGCCGGGGAGGAGAGGAGCCAUUCUUUCUAUCCCCUCUUGGGGAGUUUGGGGUAGGGUGGGGUGAGAGGAGGGGCAGCUGUGAACCCACUUUUGUCAGCAAGGUAGGUGGGUUAUUCCUUUAGUCACCUUUGUUUACCAGAGCGCGGGGAGGAGGGACUGGAGGCCCUGGCUGGGGGAGGAGAGCUGGGCCCUGGGGGGCUCAGGGGCAGAGCACGGGCCUGGGUUAGACACUGUGGGUCAGCCUUGUCCUGCUCUGCAUCUGCCAUCACCUGCCCGAGGCCCAUCAGCCUCCCCACUGGUCCUUAGUGAUGCCCGCACCGCCCGGACUCCCUUUCCUUCCUCUCUCCUCUUCCUCCUCUGCCUAGGGUCUCAGGGGCUGAGGGGGGUGGCAUUAGCUCCUUGGGGCUCUUUUGUAAAGUUUUUGUAGUGAUUUUUAUGCUACCUGAAUAAAGAAUGAAUGGGC
Molecule: messenger RNA, 2200 nt
Organism: Myotis daubentonii (Daubenton's bat)
Lineage: Eukaryota; Metazoa; Chordata; Mammalia; Chiroptera; Vespertilionidae
Gene: SERPINF2
Product: serpin family F member 2
Biological process (GO): negative regulation of endopeptidase activity; negative regulation of fibrinolysis
Molecular function (GO): serine-type endopeptidase inhibitor activity
Source: RefSeq, a predicted model, not a curated record